Molecule: messenger RNA, 2079 nt
Organism: Miniopterus natalensis
Lineage: Eukaryota; Metazoa; Chordata; Mammalia; Chiroptera; Miniopteridae
Gene: SLC34A2
Product: solute carrier family 34 member 2
Biological process (GO): intracellular phosphate ion homeostasis; sodium-dependent phosphate transport
Cellular component (GO): vesicle; brush border; apical plasma membrane
Molecular function (GO): sodium:phosphate symporter activity
Source: RefSeq, a predicted model, not a curated record
AUGGCUCCUUGGCCUGAGGUAGAAAAUGCGCAGCCUAACCCAGGUAGAUACAUCGAAGGGAUCACAAGCCAACAUCCCACCACGGAUGGGAAAGGCAAGGAGUCUGACAAAAAUGACACCGGGACCUCCAUAACCAAGAUUGAACUCCUGCCAUCCCACUCCACCGUGGCACUGAUAGAGGAGCCCACAGACUUGGAAGACCCCUGGGACUUGCCCGAGCUUAAGCACAAGGGGAUCAAGUGGUCAGAGAGAGACACAGAAGGGAAGAUUCUAUGCAUCUUCCAAGGGAUCGGGAAGUUCAUUCUGCUCCUGGGAUUCCUCUACCUGUUCGUGUGCUCCUUGGAUGUUCUCAGCAGUGCCUUUCAGCUGGUUGGAGGAAAAAUGGCUGGGAAGUUCUUCAGCAACAACUCUAUUAUGUCCAACCCCCUGGCGGGGCUGGUGAUCGGGGUGCUGGUGACAGCCAUUGUGCAGAGCUCAAGCACUUCCACGUCCAUCAUUGUCAGCAUGGUGGCCUCCUCGUUGCUGACGGUGCGGGCUGCCAUCCCCAUUGUCAUGGGAGCCAACAUUGGGACCUCGAUCACCAGCACCUUCGUGGCGCUCAUGCAGGCAGGAGAUCGGAAUAUAUUCAGAAGGGCUUUUGCGGGGGCCACUGUCCACGACUUCUUCAACUGGCUCUCUGUGCUGGUGCUCCUGCCCCUGGAGGCCACCACCCAUUACCUGGAGGUCCUGACCAACUUGGUGGUGGAGUCCUUCCAUUUAAAAAAUGAAGGCUCCCCAGCACUUCUGAAAGUUAUCACGGAUCCCCUAACAAAGCAAAUCAUACAGCUGGAUAGCAAGAUUAUCAGCCAAAUUGCAGUGAAUGAUGCAACAGCUCACAACAAGAGUCUGGUCAAGAUUUGGUGCAAAACUUUUACCAAUGUGACUCAGAUGAAUUUCACCAUCCCCUCGAUUGAGAACUGCACCUCCCCCGCCCUCUGUUGGACAGAUGGUCUCCAUACCUGGACCAUCAAGAACGUGACCCACCAGGAGAAUAUUGCCAAGUGCCAGCACAUCUUUGUGAAUUCCAACCUCCCGGACCUUUUUGUUGGCAUCAUCCUGCUGGUAACUUCCCUGCUGGUGCUCUGUGGCUGUCUGAUCAUGAUCGUCAAGCUCCUGGCCUCUGUGCUCCAGGGGCAAGUAGCUGCUGUCAUCAAGAAGACCAUUAACACUGAUUUCCCUUUUCCCUUUGCCUGGCUGACUGGCUACCUGGCAAUCAUCGUGGGGGCAGGCAUGACCUUCAUCGUGCAGAGCAGCUCCGUGUUCACGUCUACUUUGACCCCACUGAUUGGUGUUGGCGUGGUAAGCAUUGAGAGGGCGUAUCCACUCACGCUGGGGGCCAACAUUGGCACCACCACCACCGCCAUCAUGGCCGCCUUAGCCAGUCCGGGCAGUACCCUGAGGAGCUCACUCCAGAUUGCCCUGUGCCACUUUUUCUUCAACAUCACAGGCAUCUUUCUGUGGUACCCAAUCCCAUUUGCCCGCCUGCCCAUCCGCCUGGCCAAGGGGCUGGGCAACAUCGCAGCUAAGUACCGCUGGUUUGCCAUCUUCUACCUGGUCGCCGUCUUCUUCAUGGUCCCCUUGACAGUGUUUGGCCUCUCGCUGGCUGGGUGGCCGGUGCUGGUGGGCGUGGGGGUGCCCAUCGUUCUCGUGAUCCUCCUGGUGGUGGUGCUCAAGCUCCUCCAGUCCCUCUGCCCACGCAUCCUGCCCAAGGCGUUCCAGACCUGGAACUUCCUGCCCUUGUGCAUGCGCUCGCUGAAGCCCUGGGACAUCGCCAUCUCCCUGGCCACCGGCUGCUGCAUGACAAAGUGCUGCUGCUGCUGCCGCGUCUGCUGCCGCAUCUGCUGCAUGCUCUGCUGCCCCAGGUGCUGCCGCUGCAGCAAGUGCUGCCGGGAGACGGAGGAGGAGCAGGAGGACGUCCGCAUCAAGGCCCCCGAGGCCUUCCAUAGCAUCGCCGCGGUCGGAGAGACCCCCGACGGGUCCCCCAAGUCCCAAGGGGACGCCCUGAACACAGACGCCAUCUCCAGAAGCACAGCCUUGUAG